CAGGUGCCGUUCCGGUAGAUCAUUAUUUUUCUCGGCGCAUUUUCUCUGUCGGAUGGUUGCUGGUGAUUUGUUUCAGUCGUGUAGUUGUGUGCGGUGUUCUCCAUUGUUCAUUGUGGACAGAACAGUUCAUGCCACUAGCCAGUGAAGCCGGCGUGGACAGAGACUCAGACUGUGGCGGAGUGGUUGGUUGUGACGCUGGGUUUUGCUGACGGCGCGAUGCCGGACAGUGUGCGGUACAAUAUCAAGUACUUGGUAUCCAAUCUAGAUGUGUCACUGAUCUUGGAGGACCUGCUAGAGAACGAUGUCCUCAGCGAACAGGAAUAUGACACUGCCUCUGGAAAGGAAAAUGAAAAGUUGGAGCUGGCAAAGUAUGUGGUGAGGUUGAUGCUGAAGAAAACGGAGGAACAGGUGGAUUCGUUCCUGAAACUAGUUGAACACAGCCAACGUGAUGUAGCGGAACAUGUCGCCAGUACCAUGGCGAAGCGCCGCGCCGCGAAGCCAAUGUCGGCAGAUCGCGAGUCAACACGUGGCUCGCCCUCCGACAAUCCGUUUGACCUGACAAGGUUUGUGUGUGACAUUCAACCAUGGUUGAACAAAGUUGACGCAGAUCUACUGCGACGGAUGGUGAUCAAGAAACAUCUCAUAACUGACAGCGCAUCAAUAGAGAGACUAAAGAGAAUUCAGUCCCGGGAUGGUUUAUCUGAUCAUAAUGAGGCGCUCAUCCAGUUGCUCAGAGCUGGUGGCCUAACGACUUAUCGUGAUCUCUGUGUUGUCAUUGAGGAUCUUGGGUAUGUGGACAAGAGCAAGGAAAUGCUCUCCAUUUUGGGCCACACAGAUGGAGUCACUCCAGAACACCUUUUUGAACUGGAAAGAGCAAAAAGAGAUGCUGCAAGGCGUGGUGACACAACAAGCGUCCGCUUCUUGCACAUUGCAAUUCUUGGAGCUGCACGUUGUGGAAAGACAAGCUUGCUGAAGACCAUACUGGGUGAAGAGCAUGACUCCGGUGAGAAGAGCACGCUUGGAAUGAAAACUUCAUUCGCCGUCACAACAAUUGAAAAUGGCCAAUUCAUAGUAUGCAGUGAUGUUAUUGAAGCGCUGCGGCAGCUGUACGUAACAACGAUACUGAAGGACGAACAAAGCGACUCUAAAAGACUGCAAGAAACAGAUCACUCCACUCCUCCACACGGUGAUGCCGCAAGGUCACAAGAAGUUACGUUUGGCGGAGCUGCACCAAUUCUUCCUGGAAAUCCUUCACGGCAAAUCCUCAUCAGUGAGCCUUCAGUAGGAGGAGAAGACUUCGUGCAACGUGCAAUAGAAGCCAUCCGUUCUUCAGACAUGGUGAAGUACAUCAAGGAAGCUGCUGCCAAACCUGACUUCACCGUGAUCACAUUUCAAGACCUCGCUGGUCAGCAGAUCUACCAGUCUGUACAGCCACUGCUCAUAAUGAAGAACACCGCAUUCAUAGUGGCGUACAAUGCAUCAAAGAAUUUGGAGGCGGAGAUCGAUGAGAAAGAGCUUGAAGAAAUGCAGAUGGCUCAAUCACCAAUCCUGCGUGCGACUUUGCCAAGUGAUGCUACCCACAUUGAUCAAGUAUUCUCAUGGCUCGACAUGCCACUCUUCCAUAGCAAAUCUGAUCACACAGACGAGACAUCAGGAGAUGUGUUCAUGGUCGGUUGUCAUGGAGAUGUCUAUGACGAAGAGAAGGUCAAGGAAACCCUGCCAGAUCCGAAAGUGUUGCUUCACAAUAGGAUCAAGGAAUCGCGGUACAAGCGACUGGUAUCUAAUCAAAAGUCACACUUCCUAGUCAACAACACCAAGUCCAAGUCAGGUGACGAUGAUGGUGCCAAGGCCCUGAAGAAGGCCAUUGCUGAUCGCUGUGAAGACAGCAGGCUCAACAUUCCUGUGACAUGGCUGCGCUUUUGCAUGGCCAUUGAGCUGUUGAAGACAACCAUCCAGCUACCAUGGCUGGACUUAAAAAGUGUUCAAGGCAUUGCUGAAGACCUGGAUGCCAUCGGGAGACACGAUGAUGAAGGGAUGAAGGAACUGCUGAAGUAUGGCCACGAGUCCGGUCAUUUGGCAUACUUCCCCACUCGUGAACUCAAACACCUCGUUAUUCUGGACAAGCAAUUUGUCCUGGAUUGUGUGACUGCCCUGGCAUACGUCGACUUGGAGGACAGCUGCGAUGCCAUGUCGCCGUCUGAGUACGAUGAAGAACGCUAUGGCAAGGGCUUCAUAUCUGAAGCUUUGGCCAGGUUUGCCUUCAACCAAUUUGCCAAAAAAGCAGAGAAGACAGCACAUUGGAAACUGCUUCAGGACCAUCAAGAUGAAUGGGACAGUGCAUUCCAUAUUCUCCAAGAGCUGUCAGUCCUAGUUAUCACUCAGCGCACUGUUGGCAAUGGACAACAGAAGCAAGAGUUCAUUAUGCCAGCAGUAGUACCGAACGAAGCACUAGAAGAAGCCAGAUCUGCUGAUCUGUCACCGCCAGCAUACAUAUGUCUUGAGAUGACAGGGGAAGAAGGACACCAAAUCCCGUUUCCUGUCUUUCUUUACUGGCAGUGUGUGGUUGAGAUGCUCAAGGAGUCGCCGAACCGCACCGAUUGUAGUGUAUCUUUCAAUGGAGUGCGGCUUUACUGGGUCAAGGAUGGUUGGCAGUGGUUACGGCUUAGCUAUGCCCGGUUCGGUCUAAGGGUUUGUCUGGAGCGGAGCUCAGAGGCACAGGAUUGUGCCAGCACAGGCCAGCCAGCGCUAGCACUGCUGAAGUCAACUGUUCAGAAUGUGCUAAGCGAAUGGUCGGGAAAGGGCAAGCUGCAGGCAAGCGUUGUGAAGGUUCUUCCAUGCCCAACCGACUGUAAGCACCCUUCUGGCGUGAAAUGCUUGGAGCAUGGGAGAAAGUCCUGCAACAACAGCUGCCCACAUGCUCUCCACAACGUGACUGUGGGUUUGGUGCCUGUUUGCCGUCUUCCUCGCCCUCCAGUGACACAGAUGAUACGCCAAGCAGCAAAGUUUUGGCUCGGCCUUGAGCAGGAUGCACAUGGAAGGCUGUUUGAGCCGAGAUCGACCUCUCUUCCUUCAGUGCAAGAUUCAAGUGAAGCUAGUUCUCCCACUCCUGCAACCGAUGGUGCUUCGCUUUGCGAUUUUAGGUGGAAGACACUGGCACAGAUCAAAGAUUGGGUAGACUUCGAGUCUGUACUCCAGAACUUUGUCGCAGGCGAGGAAAGAAGAAAUCUUGGUAGAGCUGCAGUGAUCUUGGUUGAUGACGCGAUGAGGAACGUCUACGGUGCUGAACUAAACCGAUUCCAUGAAGCGAAUGCUGGCGUAAUCCGUGGGGAAGGGAGAGGCAUGGAUAACCUAUUCUGCAUCAUUCUGUACCUCAUCAACAAGAGGCAGGGAAUGACCAUCAACGAACUGUAUGGAAUGCUGGCUAAACAUGCAGAAAGCCAUCGUGGCGAUAUCUGGAAGGCCCUCUCGGAAGCUGCAUACAAUGAUUGAGCAAGCACUGCGUUGGGAAAGGAACAGGGAAUCUGAGCAGUGGACAUGAUGGUUGACUCACCAAAGAUUAGUCAGUCAAUCGCAUUGCUCAGCUGCUGCAAUUGCAGUUACGGUAUUCUCGUUGUCUGCUGUUAUAAUGUUAUGUUCAUCUAUUUAUCAUUUAUUUAUACCGAUCUAUCCAGUUGCAUUGAAAGCCCAUGAAGAAGGAGCCAUUUCCCCGAACCCGCGAUGGCUGGCUGGCAUGUGUUUCUUUUGCUGUCCAAGACCGAGGCUGUUAUUGCAACUUUCACAGUCAAUCAUCAAACAAGAAUACUUGAAACUGCUGUUCUGCAGCUGCCAUAGCACUGACAGUAGUCACUGCAUUUGUCUCAGUUGCAUGGCAAACCUAUUGCCAACCCGAACAUUUACGUACAGGCGCACUUGAUUCUUUGAUUCUUGCCCAUGAGAAUGACUCAGGCUACAUAUGAACCUUUCAUCUUUCAGUGCAACACCUUUGACUAUUCGAGAGCGGCAAUUAAAAAUGCAGGAGCGGAACGAGGUGUCACUUUUCCUACACAAAAGAUAUUAUCUCUGAUACGCAAACCUGUACAAUGACAAUAAUAUCAAUGCGGCAUCGAUAUGCCGUGUUCAUUUUUCUAUAUUCUUGGACUAGUAUUUUCAAUUA
Molecule: messenger RNA, 4153 nt
Organism: Sycon ciliatum
Lineage: Eukaryota; Metazoa; Porifera; Calcarea; Leucosolenida; Sycettidae
Exons: 9
Coding region: 217-3489 (1090 amino acids)
Biological process (GO): regulation of apoptotic process
Source: RefSeq, a predicted model, not a curated record